This is a messenger RNA of Amphibalanus amphitrite, 1765 nucleotides long. RefSeq names its product erbin-like. The transcript has 12 exons. The record is from RefSeq and is a predicted model, not a curated record. Bases 11 to 1765 code for a protein of 584 amino acids. Gene Ontology annotation, molecular function: protein binding. Lineage: Eukaryota; Metazoa; Arthropoda; Thecostraca; Balanomorpha; Balanidae. Gene Ontology annotation, cellular component: adherens junction; postsynaptic density; postsynaptic membrane. Gene Ontology annotation, biological process: neurotransmitter receptor transport, endosome to postsynaptic membrane; neurotransmitter receptor transport postsynaptic membrane to endosome.
GCCCCCUGGUAUGCCGCUGCUGACCGAGCUGUGCGGCUGCUUCCGGCGCCGGCCCGAGGAGGUGCGCGAGCUCGACUACCGGCACUGCUCGCUGCGAGACGUGCCCGGCGAGGUGUUCACCUUCGAGCGCACUCUGGAGGAGCUCCACCUGGACUCCAAUCAGGUCUGCGACUUGCCAGUCUCACUGUUCCAUUGUCACAGUCUCAAACAUCUGGGUUUGAGCGACAAUGAGCUGCAGACUCUGCCGCCCGCCGUCGCAUCUCUCAUCCACCUGCACGUCCUGGAUGUCAGCAAGAAUGCGAUUACCACCAUCCCUGACAACAUUAACGGCUGCAAGCAGCUGCGCUCGGUGGACGCCAGUGUGAAUCCUCUGGCGCGACUGCCAGACGGCUUCACUCAGCUGCUGGCGCUGCAGGAGCUCUACCUCAACGAUACAUUCCUGGAGUAUCUGCCGGCCAACUUUGGCCGUCUGUCGCGGCUCCGUGUGCUGGAGCUGCGGGAGAACAGGCUCACCUCGCUGCCCAAAUCCAUGUCGCGGCUGACGCACCUCCAGCGCCUCGACCUCGGCCAGAACGACCUCAGUCAACUGCCGGAGGUGGUGGGCAGCCUAACCGCCCUGACGGAGCUUCUGUGCGACUUCAAUAAGAUCAGUCGCCUCCCGGCCCUGCUGGGACAACUCACCCGGCUUCAGCACUUGGACGCCUCCAACAACAAGAUCAGCUUCCUGGCCGACGAGAUCGGGAACUGCACACAGCUCGUCUACCUUCAGCUGUCGGCUAACAACCUACGGACGCUUCCUGAAUCAUGCAGUCUGCUCACCCGCCUGAUAACGCUCAAAGUGGACGACAACACGCUGACGUCCGUGCCGGAGAACCUGGGUCACAUCAGUGACCUGGAGGAGCUGAUGGCGAGUCACAACGACCUGACCCGACUGCCGCCGUCGGUCGGUCUGCUGCGCCGCCUCGCCGACCUCAACCUGGACAACAACCUGCUGCUGCAGCUGCCGCCGGAGCUGGGCAGCUGCACGUCUCUGCGUGUGCUCAGUGUCCGAAGUAACCGGUUGACGACGGUGCCGGCCGAGCUGGGUCACCUCUCCACACUAAGGGUGCUGAACCUGUGCAGCAACCGCAUCUCGCAUCUGCCGUGCUCCUUCACCAAACUGCAUAACCUGCAGGCGCUGUGGCUGUCACCGAAUCAGAACAAGCCGCUGGUGCGCCUACAGUCGGAGACGCUGCCCGGCUCGGGGCAGCGCGUGCUCACCUGCUUUAUGCUGCCCCAGCACGACGAUCCUUCGCCGGACGACGACGGAGACUGUCACGACACGCUGCGCCUGCGGCCGCAGCAGCUCGCCGCCCUGGAGGCCGACCUGGCCGCCCGCUCUCACAUUAAGUUCGCGUUUGAUCAGACGUCCGAGCCGACUGUGCAGGGACGGCUGCUGCGCGCGCCCACGCCCUACCCCAAGGAGCUGCGGGAGCUGGCCAAACACGCGCGCAACCUGCAGAAACUGGAGCGGCGGCCGGAGCAUUCGCUAGUGAACGGGGAGCAUGUUGUGUCCCAGGCCAGUGCUGGUGGGGCUGAGCCGACGGAGGCUGCCCCGGCUCGGGACGCCCCGGCUGGGGAUAGUGCGGCACAGCCGGCAACCGUCAGUGACACCAAACCCACUGACACCGCCGCGAGUGUAAAACAGGGUAAGACCACCACCCACACAUACACGCUGGUGUUGAAUAAACUUCGGAACAGUUUAGAAGAACGCGGCUCCGAAUGA